Molecule: messenger RNA, 1002 nt
Organism: Westerdykella ornata
Lineage: Eukaryota; Fungi; Ascomycota; Dothideomycetes; Pleosporales; Sporormiaceae
Product: magnesium-dependent phosphatase-1
Exons: 3
Coding region: 157-777 (206 amino acids)
Molecular function (GO): acid phosphatase activity
Source: RefSeq, a predicted model, not a curated record
GCAGGUACCGAACGGUCCUGACGUCGUGCCCCUCCAAAAGUUCCCAAUUCCGCAAACACUCACAUUCUCCCACAUCGUUCGUUUGUAACCCACAUUCCGCUCCUCCUCGCCGUAUUUCUACUUCUCAUAUACUUCACACUCUUUACAUACAGGCCAAUGCGCUCAAACGCACCCUCAUCCAACACCGCCGCUUCGGCCGACCAGACAUCAUCCUGGCCAUCCACACUCACAGACGGCCUCCCGCUCCCCAAGAUGAUCGUUUUCGAUUUGGACUACACAUUAUGGCCGUUCUGGGUGGAUACGCACGUCACGCCGCCCAUCAAGGCGGUAGAAGGCGGCGCGAGCGUCAAGGAUAGAUACGGGGAGAGCUAUGGCUUUUAUCCUGACAUUGGCGGAAUUUUGGUGGCGCUCAAGCAGAAAAAUAUACUCGUCGGUGCCGCAUCACGGACACACGCACCGGAUCUCGGACGCGAGAUGCUCAAGCUUUUGACAGUACCGAAUUCUUCCUCGUCGUCGCCGUCUUCCACGAAACGUGCAAUCGAUUACUUUGACUAUCUCCAAAUAUACCCCGGCAGCAAGACCACGCACUUUGAGCGCAUACAAAGAGAGAGCGGGAUAGCGUAUGAGGACAUGUUGUUCUUUGACGAUGAGAGCCGGAAUAAGAACGUCGAGGCGCUCGGGGUGGUGAUGCAGCUUGUCAGGGACGGCGUGUCGGUCGAGGAGUUGGAUAAUGGAAUCAGGAGUUGGAGGAAGAGGAAUAAGAGGAUACGGAAUUGAAGUGGGUAGGGGAUGUUGAGGAGAAGGUUUCUGCCUCUGGGAAUGAUAGGUUGAAGAAUAUACGACGGAUAUGACGGACCGGUUUUUCGGGGUUUGGAGGCUUAACGAACGGAUUGCAUGGAAUCAUGGCCGUGACCGGUUACCAGUAUCUAGCGAACGUGAAGACAACACUUCAUAACGGAUCACGUACGGAACGUGGCAGGGAGCCAAAGAAACGAAUUUUAU